AAAUAUAUGUUUCUUAAUAUAAUAUGAACUUAAAUAUAUUUUGAAAAAAGCUAAGUUAUAUUAACCCGAAAUAAUGAUACGACCCGUAGUGCUAUUUAAUGUUGAUACAUUAACAGUACGAAAAUUAAUUGGUUACGAUCAUUUAAUAUAUAAUGGGCCUUGUAUUCAGUGUGUAAGAUGGAAAAGAAAACCAAUUUGGUUACCGACAGCAAAAUCUAAGAUGUUUAGAGUACCAGAAAGAAAAGUCAUACCUACAGAAGAAGAGCUUGAGCUUAAGCGUUUGCAUAAUAAUUAUAGAACUUUAAUGAAGUCUUUACUAAAUUUUUUCAUUGAAAAAGAAAAAAAGAGACAAAUAGAUAUGAGUGAAUCUGUUUUAAAAGCGAAGGCAUUACAAGAUUUUGAAAUAUGUUCUCAUAUAAAUGAAAAUUGGAAUAAACAUGUAGCUGCAUUACGAGAACAAAGACUUGCAAAAGAAAGAAAAAAUCGUAAAGAAGAAAUCAUUAUGAAAAAAGAAACAAAGAAGCAAAGAGAUUUAGAAAUACAAGAAAAAGUAGAUUCAGAAAUUAGAAAAGCAAAAGAAGAAGCUCAAACAUUUAUUACAUCUGAAAAUAUAGAUGAGGCUAUUUCAAAUGCACUAGCAAAUCUCAUAGAUCAUAAUAGUGCAAUUGAUCUAAAAGGUAAUUUUUAUAAAGGUGAAGUAUCUCCUACAUCUGAUUUAAAAUAA
Eufriesea mexicana is the source of this 724-nucleotide messenger RNA. It is a transcript of the gene mRpS26, whose product is annotated as mitochondrial ribosomal protein S26. NCBI's taxonomy places the organism in Eukaryota, Metazoa, Arthropoda, Insecta, Hymenoptera, Apidae. The record is from RefSeq and is a predicted model, not a curated record. Gene Ontology annotation, cellular component: mitochondrial small ribosomal subunit. Bases 74 to 724 code for a protein of 216 amino acids. The transcript is spliced from 2 exons.